AUUCUGUCUGAGGACGGCCCCCCAAAUGAGCUAAAUGAGAGCGGAGAGACCAGUAGAUUGCUGGCAGGGUGAAGAAAGUGGGGUGGAAGGAGGUUGGACGUUCAGAGGGGAACAUUGGCGGGGCAACUCCUCAAACAGCAAAAUAAGGUCUUCCAGUGACCACUAUUAACUGCCAAUAUUUGAUCAUGAGGAGCUUUUUUCCAGCCGUGCUUGUUUUGCAUCUUCUCGGGAGCUGCUUUUGCCAAUUCCCUCGCCCCUGCGCCAACGCAGAGGGCCUACGGACCAAAGAGUGCUGCCCAGUGUGGGAGGGAGACGGCUCGGCGUGUGGUGCCCUGUCAGGCCGCGGUUUCUGCACAGAGGUGGUAGUGUCAGACGAACCCCACGGUCCGCAGUACCCUCACAGCGGGAUUGACGACAGGGAGCGCUGGCCUUUGGCCUUCUACAACCGAACCUGUCGCUGUGCCGGAAACUACGGUGGGUUUGACUGUGGGGAGUGCAGGUUUGGCUACUGGGGAGCAAAUUGUGCAGAGUACAGGGAAUCGGUGCGGCGAAACAUCCUGACGCUGUCUGCUGCUGACCAGCAAAAGUUCAUCUCCUACCUCAACCUGGCUAAGAACACCAUCAGCCCUGACUAUGUCAUCGCCACGGCAACCAGAGCAGAGAUGGGCGAAAACGGCGAGAAUCCUAUGUUUGCUGACAUCAACUCCUACGAUUUGUUCGUCUGGAUGCACUACUACGUGUCACGGGACGCCUUCCUGGGGGGGCCGGGGAACGUAUGGACGGACAUCGACUUCGCCCAUGAAUCCGCAGCCUUUCUGCCGUGGCAUCGAGUCUACCUGCUUCACUGGGAGAACGAGAUUAGGAAGUUAACAGGAGAUUUUAAUUUCACUAUCCCAUACUGGGACUGGAGAGAUGUCCAAACCUGUGAGGUGUGCACAGAUAGUUUGAUGGGAGGCCGCAGCCCCUUCAAUCCCAACCUCAUCAGCCCUGCGUCGGUCUUCUCAUCAUGGAAGGUGAUCUGCACUCAGCCUGAGGAAUAUAACAGACGUGAGGCAUUGUGCAACGCUACCGAGGAAGGUCCGCUUCUGCGUAACCCCGGCAACCACGAUACCAACCGAGUACAGAGACUCCCAACAUCGGCUGAUGUCGACUCCGCCGUGGGCCUCCGAGAGUACGAGACCGGAUCCAUGGACCGGUUCGCCAACAUGAGCUUCAGGAACGUUCUUGAGGGUUUCGCUAGUCCAGCCACAGGCAUGGCGGUUCAAGGUCAAAGCACCAUGCACAAUGCCUUGCAUGUCUUCAUGAAUGGCUCCAUGUCCUCUGUGCAAGGUUCCGCCAAUGACCCCAUAUUCCUCCUGCACCAUGCUUUCAUAGACAGCAUCUUUGAGCGCUGGCUCCGAACCCACCAGCCAUCACGGACCUUCUAUCCAUUUGCCAAUGCUCCCAUUGGCCAUAAUGAUGGCUACUACAUGGUUCCUUUCCUGCCGCUUUAUAGAAAUGGAGACAAUUUUCUGUCCACCAAGUCAAUGGGAUAUGAAUACGCCUAUCUGUUGGAUCCAGGCCAGCGGUUUGUUCAAGAAAUCUUGACACCUUACCUGCAGCAGGCCCAGGAGAUCUGGCAGUGGCUUCUGGGAGCCGGUAUCAUUGGGGCUUUCAUCACGGCAAUUAUUGCGGUUGCGGCUGUCCUAGCGAGAAGGAAGUGGAGAAGAAACCAGAGGAGGAAGAGGGCAUCUAUUUUUGGAGAGCGACAGCCGCUUCUUCAGAGCAGCUCAGAGGAUGGUUCUGCUUCCUACCAGACUACUCUGUAACAUACUGGCUGGCCGCACACACAUACCAGUUUAGGUAACAACAACAUGACAGGUUGCCCGGAUUCUUUAAUUACCGGGCAUAUUUGAUGACAAGGCAGUGCAUCCAAAUCACACAUUGCUUCUCAUAAAAAAAAAGUCUCGAUUUUUACUAUUUUGUGCACACCAAACCAAAGAUAUAGUCCAUGAAGUGAAAUGUCCGUUAAUGUCCUGUAUGUAGGACAAAAAAAAAAAUCGUACUCAUAAUCUUAAAUGCUGUAAUUUGGUGAUUUGGGUGCACCAACAGUCCUGAAAAUUGUAAACAGCAAGCUGACAUUCAGACAAGAAGAUAUCGAUCAUGUUUCAAACAUUUAGCAGGAUGAACUGAGGAUGUGUGUGCACAUAUGCAUCUGUCAAUAGACCUUCAUAAAAGCCUAUGUUGCAAUAAUAAUAAUACCUGUGACCCCCGUGGGGAAAACCGCUACAGAUAAUGGAUGGAAGGAUAAUAAUAAUAAUAAUAAGAUUCACACGAUUAAGUUCGAUGAAAGAGCUCACCUUGAAAGGUUUUUGCUGAUACUCAUAUUUAGGCUUUAAUCACAUAUUCAGGCUUUAAACAUGAUUAAAUGUAGCAUUGUAAUGUAUCAUUAUGAAUAUUAUGAUGAACCAAUCCAAAGUGAAGGUCAUAUUAAAAGAAAGUGCAGUAAUAUGCUCUAUACUCCUCCACUCAUCUCAGCAGAGUAUUCUGAUGAAAAUUAAAUUGGUGGAACAAAAAUAAAGCAGAUAAAUCCACGUGACCAAACUGAGAAAACAGACACAUUUUAGCUGACUGCAGGGGGCGGUGCUGCAUAAAAUCAGCCUCCUUGGAUAACUGAAACUGUGUGGAUUUGCCUCCUUAAUUCUUAUAGUACCCACCCAAUUUGAAUCAACAGCAAUGUUUGGAAUAGUGGGGGCCCCUACACACACAUAAUAAAAAAUAUUUGUACUAAAGGUAUUUUUAAAUGCCCAAUUGUACACAAGUGAAUACACUGACCGAAGCACUGGUGCUAAAGGAUCGUAAUGCACGUGAUCUUUCACAAGCUCAUAAAAUGUAUGUGAGUUGCUGCAUUAAAAUCAGAUCUGAUCCAAAUAUUCUCUGUUGUCCUUCUAUUUGAAAAUAAUUGAAACUCCGCACACAGCAAUUUAGAUUCUUCAGUUGACUUUGUAUAUUUUUAGAAUGUCAGAGGAAUUCAUGAAAACGCACGCAUGGAGAGAACAUCCAAACACCUGAGCUGAGAUUCGCCCCUCAAAAUUAAAAUACGAUAAAACAAAAUAAAUAAUGUAAAUGAAGACAAGAAGUACUGUAAUUAUAACUACCGGUUUGUGAUGUGCAUAAUUUUUUCGUACAAUUUAUAAAACUCCUUCUUUCAUUGUCAUAAGAAAUAUUUUCCCCACUUGUGCAUCUACAGUGGUGCCUUGAAAUAUGAAUUUGAGGGACAUCGCUUGUAACUGAAAACACUCGUAUGUCACAUCAUCUUUACCCAUUGAAAUGAAUGGUAAUGCCGUUAAUCCAGUCCAGCCUCCCAUGAUUUAAUGCUUCAAUUCAAAUUCAUGCUGCUGAUCCUUCUGACGUGAGAGUAGAGUCAUACAAACAAUGAACUUGGCUCAUAAUCACAUUGUCACUUUUCUAAGCGCUGCAACGAUAUUAAACUUUUUUUGCAGAGGA
Syngnathus acus (greater pipefish) is the source of this 3486-nucleotide messenger RNA. It is a transcript of the gene tyr, whose product is annotated as tyrosinase. Gene Ontology annotation, biological process: melanin biosynthetic process; pigmentation. Lineage: Eukaryota; Metazoa; Chordata; Actinopteri; Syngnathiformes; Syngnathidae. Bases 186 to 1808 code for a protein of 540 amino acids. Gene Ontology annotation, molecular function: tyrosinase activity. The record is from RefSeq and is a predicted model, not a curated record. The transcript has 6 exons.